UUUAAUAAUUGUAUGGCUACGUUCUAUCUAUCAGCUCAACGAGAGGCUGCUUCAACGAAAGGCUGCUUGCUCAAGCAGCUCAACAAAAGGCGGCUAUCUACAUUGCCAGUUCACUCGAGCCUGAAGCCUGCUUCCGUGCCAUCUCAUACCUUCAUGUGGUCUUCCGUACCGAGUUGGAAGGUUCCAGAGUUGCAAAUUAACACUCCCGUCCAACGAACGGGGCUACGGCCCGUCAUCAAACGGGCUUCAAAAUAUUCAAUGUUGUGUCACACUGCGAGUUGGGCUGUAGUCACACGUGCCACCCUGAUCUCCGUGGCUGGGUCGUCCAGCUACCUUUUCUUUCUUUCUUUCUCAUUUCCCUUCCCGCUUGUCUUCCAUUCUUUUCCCCUUUCCACAGGCGGCUGCAAUCAACGUCACCACGUCCAUCCUCAACUACUAAAUCUUCCGGCACCCAGCAUUCGCAGCAGCCCACCGCCAUGGACAUGGAGAGCCUGAUUCGGGAUCUAUCGCAGAUGCAAAUACAGGCAUUCUUUGAGAAGAGCGCCCCUGUAACGCAGGUUCAAUGCAACACAGAGGCUGAACGCAUCACGGGCGAACCUGUCAAACCCACGGCGGUGCAAGGCGGAUGCAGCUACACCGUUGUCACUGAAAGUGGCUCACUUGUUGUCCAGUUUCGCAGCAGCGACUCUGCCCUAGACCUCGGCUUUCUCCAGGACAUCGAGCAAGCCUACAAAGGCUUCGUUCCACACCACGAGAGCGUGGGCAAGGUAGGCGAGGUUCACGUCUACAGGAUGAACAAUGUCGGCGGAGUGGCCAUGUAUCUGGCCCGCGACCAGCUGCAUGCGAAUGAUUGCUUGCUCCUGAAGAAGACUCUGCAAGACUACGCAAGCUUCUUCAGCUCGGCAUGGUGGAACACGCCUCAGACAAUCAAGGAUACAGACCGUGGCAAGCUCCUCCAGACCUACGACGCGCAGCUUGCGGUGUUGGAGAGCGGUUUGCCGAGCCGCUUUCGCCAGACUCUAAACAAGGUCAGAUCGCGCCUCCCGGAGCUCUUUGCCGGGGACUGGCCGAUGGUGCCCAACCACAUCGACCUCCGGGAGAACAACAUCCACGUGGACACGACCUCGGGCAGUCUCGUCGGUAUCUGCGACUGGAAGGACACCGAGGUCAGCCCGUUUGGCAUGUCGCUUGGCGGUUUCGAGGCGAUGUUAGGGAUCAGAAGAGUCAACGUGGGCUGGACCUAUCUCCCCAACCAGCAGGCCCUUCGCGAUGUGUUUUGGGCGGCGUUUAAGGAGUUGAUGAAGGACUACGACGAUCGCGUGGAAGUUGCGAGGAUUGCCGGCCUCUUCCUGGACAAUGGCUUUCAGCAUGACGAGCACGGCAACAUAGUUCCGGCGCAGGAGGGAAGCGAUGACUUGAUUUUUCUCGAUGCAGUUAUCCUGGGAAAUUCGUCAUCUCAAUAGCUGCCUGUUAUUCAUUUCGCACCUUCGCACCAUAUACAUAAAGAUGUGAUGCCUGUUUCAUUCGGAGAGGAUAUCCGGUUAAAGAUAGGUACGGAGUAGGUAUAUAGUUUGAAGAUCUUGA
Molecule: messenger RNA, 1584 nt
Organism: Trichoderma harzianum CBS 226.95
Lineage: Eukaryota; Fungi; Ascomycota; Sordariomycetes; Hypocreales; Hypocreaceae
Exons: 2
Coding region: 477-1463 (328 amino acids)
Source: RefSeq, a predicted model, not a curated record